This is a messenger RNA of Periconia digitata, 2560 nucleotides long. The record is from the annotation of a GenBank genome assembly. Lineage: Eukaryota; Fungi; Ascomycota; Dothideomycetes; Pleosporales; Periconiaceae.
GUACACGUAUAUGUAUCAUGGCGACAAUACCAUACAUAAAUGCAACUAAUGAAGGCGCGAGGUACAUAAAUGUGAUAGUGUGUAGGUGCCGUUCUCUGGCCCGAGAUUACUGUCGCGUAAAAGAAAAAGGGGCACCGAGACCACGCCGUCGCCGCGACGGUCCAGAUACUAUCUGGUGUAUUCUGAUGAAAGAGGACAGUUGUUCGCACGUCAGCAGUGAAUUGAAGAGAGAGCUUCGGGCACGUGGUGAUGGCUCACAAGCAUCUGGAGCUAUGCAAGUCGUCGCAGAGCUGGAGCUCGGGAUACUGCUGUAUCCAUGCAAGCACGCAACGACAGAGUCGCUCGUCAUUGCCAAGCUCGACGUCGAAUCAGGAAACGGCCAAAAACCAAAAUUAUGGACUGAUGUGAUCCCUCUCCAUUUCCCUACAUUAUCCUUCCUCUCUCUCACGUCCGUUCAAGACUUGCAACCCUCUUUGCACCCUUCUGAUGUAACGAGGUGCCUUUCACCAACAUCACAAAACCCUCUGCCAAUGCCACCGAAGCGCAAGAGAUCCACCACCGUGUCCUCGAUCAAAAAAACAGACAUGGACCCUGCCCAGCCCUCCUCUCGCGACGCCUCUGACGAAGGUGCCGAGGAUCCCGUUCUUCAGCGAGUCGCGUCCAAAAAAGAACGCCAGGCCGAUGUUCACACUCCCGCCAAACGAACUCGCUCCGUGAAGAGCGCUGCCGACGCCGACGCCGACAACGAGAGCGAGAACGAAGAGGCCGACCGUGCAGCCAAGAAAACCAAGCGCGAGGACACAGAUGGCGAGCACGGCGAGAAUGGUGAGGCGGGCACCAUGAGGAUGGAGGAACCGCCAAAGGCAGGUUUGGUUGACCCUGUUGGUUACAAGACCAACCCUCCGCCUCCGGGACGACCCGUUCGAGUAUACGCUGAUGGUGUCUUCGAUCUCUUCCAUAUUGGUCACAUGCGCCAGUUGCAGCAAGCAAAGACCGCUUUCCCAGAUACCGUCCUUAUCGUCGGUGUCACCGGCGACAAGGAGACACAUCGACGAAAGGGUCUCACCGUUCUGUCGGCGCGUGAGCGUGCCGAAAGUGUGCGACACUGUAAGUGGGUAGACGAGGUGAUUGAAGAUUGCCCAUGGGUCGUCACAACGGAAUUUUUGGAACAGCACAAGCUCGAUUACGUCGCCCACGACGACCUGCCGUAUGGUGCUGAUGAGGGUGAUGACAUCUAUGGGCCUAUCAAGGAGAGGGGCAUGUUUCUGGUAACUCAGCGAACGGAGGGCCUGAGCACUACCGGUAUCAUCACAAAGAUUGUUCGGGACUACGACCAGUAUAUCGAUCGCCAGCUUAAGCGUGGCACAUCGCGCAAGGAGCUGAAUGUGUCUUGGUUGAAAAAGAACGAAUUGGACUUCAAGCGAAACAUGGCCGAUCUACGUGAUAGCAUCAAAUCCAACUGGGCGACCACCGGCCAAGAGCUCACCAAAGACUUCCGUCAGUUCUGGCAGUCUAGCAGACCUGCAAGUCCGGCCAGGACGCCGACUCAAGAAAGGACGCAACAAGAGUUGGCCGCAAGUGCUACGUCUCCUUCCGCCCUGUCGCGAUUGAGCCAUCUCGACAUCCCUAGCCGCGGUCAAGAGAGACAAUCCUCUGAGUUUGCGGCUGGGUACAGCCUGGGUUUGAUCGGCGGUGUCCGUUCAUGGAUGGCAAGAAGUCGAAGAAACCUCAACGACAGCAGGCCACAAAGCCCUCUGAGCGAUGACGAGUCCGGCGAGCAGGACGAACGGUCACCGCGUGGACGCUCUGGCAAACAAUCGUCGGCAGCAACCGACGACAUGGAUGUGCGUUCGUAAAAUACACACAGCCUGCACCGCACAUGCACCGCCACAUGUAACAAUUUGCUAUUCCUACUAUUUUCCUCCUAAGAUUGCAACAGAUCCCGCUACAAUCUCAUUGGUUUUCGUCUUGAUUUCUCCACCUUUCAGUUUUCCUACCCUUCCCAACUGCUUGUUUCUCAACCAGUGAGGCAGCUUGCGCGUCCCCUUCCGACCCGAUUCAGCUUAAUGUGUGUGCAAUUGAGAUGAACUCGCUGGAGAACUCCGACUUCGACGUAGGAUGUAUUAUUGCAGUUAUGUGACGGCGAGAGAAGUGCGCGGUAAUGCCUGGAGUGAAACAUACGUGUGCUGUGCUGUUAGCUGCUGACGCAAUCCAGUACAGAUAUGAUACAGUAAUAGAGAUUCUUGUCCUCUUCUUCCCUUCGCGCUUUUUUUUCCCUCGCUUUCCAAAUCUCGGCAACUUAGAUAUUGUUUUUUACAUCGUCUUCGUUCUUGAUGUUGAUUGCUAUGACACGGACCCCACUCACUCACCUGCUACACGAACAAAAUGAACCGCACGUUCCCAAAACCGCCAUCUCUGAAUCCACUGUUGAGUAUUUGCUAUAUUCUACUCGCACCAUUCCCCUCCCCACAAACGUCUUCUCUCGUGACAUGGUAGCACCGCGGCAAUGUGGCAAGCAAGCCAGCAAGCACUCAAGCAAUCAGACAAGCAAGCAUCCACG